AUGUCUCAACAAGAAGGGCCUUCCCGGAGCUAUUCACCCAUAUCACCUGAUUUAUCUGCAGCUUUGCCUGAUGAUCUGGGCGUCCAGCUAUUGAAAGCCCCCUUUAAACGGACCUUGGACCAUGUCGAAGCACAGCAAAAGUCGAUGAAGCGUUCCAGAGCACAAGUUUCGCCAACAAUGAGUCCAGGUAUCAGCAACGAAGGCCUCGACGCCAAUGGAGAUCACCUUGCAGCCAGUGGUCUGCCUCCCGAGGUUGUGACCAUUGUUGGCGCAGGCCCUGCUGGUCUGAUGCUAGGGUACGGCCCGCUUACAUGUCUACUCGCAGCACGUGAUAUUGACACAUACAGUUCGAAUUUGUCGAUGUAUGGCAUAAAGGCAAAGAUUAUCGACGACAGGGACGACAAGACGAGCACAGGUCGUGCCGAUGGAUUACAGCCAAAAACAAUUGAGACAUUCAGACAAUUACGGCUCGCCGAUUCACUGCUUCGCAAAGGCGUCAGGAUCUAUGACAUAUGUUUUUGGAGCUCUACCAUGACAACACCGCUGCAUCGCACUGGCAGAGAAAUUCACUAUCCUUCGCAGGUCGAUGUAAAAGAUCCGUUCAUACUCCUGGUUCACCAAGGAAUGGUCGAAGACAUCUUCAUUGAUGACAUGAAGCAACGUGGUGUGGAAGUUACGAGGAGCUCCCCUUUCCUGAAGUACACUUCCAGCAGUCCUGGUGCGCCUAUUGAUGUCAUUUUUGAAAACAAAAAUGCCAAAUCAGUGGAAUCUUUUCAGACCAGAUACUUAGUGGGCUGUGAUGGAGCUCACUCCAAUGUCCGCAAAAGUAUUCCUGGUGCCCACAUGGAAGGUGAAAAUAGUAAUUCGAAAUGGGGUGUCUUGGAUGUAGGUGUGAUUGAAACGGAUUUUCCGGAUCUCUGGAGCAAAGUUGUAAUCCACUCGGAAACAUCUGGCACAGUGUUGUGCAUUCCCCGGGAACGAAACAUGACAAGACUUUAUAUUGAACUUGACCGUUCUUUGCAAGAUAGUGUACCUGUGGAGGCUACCCAAGACUAUGUUAUGAAGAAAGCACAGCAGAUCAUGGCUCCCUACACGUUAAGGUGGACAAGCGUUGAAUGGUUCAGCGUCUACAAAGUUGGCCAAAGGGUCGCCAGCACAUUCACCGACUCAACUGAACGAGUUUUCAUUACUGGAGAUGCAGGCCAUACUCACUCACCUAAGGCUGCACAAGGGAUGAAUACAUCCAUGCAUGACACAUUCAACUUAUCUUGGAAGCUGAAUCUCGCCAUCAGGGGCUUAGCAAAACCGUCACUACUAGUUACGUACCAGCAGGAGCGCCGAAAGAUUGCGCAAGACUUGAUAAAUUUCGACUUUGAACACGCCGCUGCGUUUGCGGACGGGGAUUCUAAAGCCCUUGCCCAGAACUUUGCCACAAACGUCGGCUUCAUUUCUGGUGUCGGCGCCCACUAUGCCUCGAAUGUACUAACAAUUCCAGAGCAAGCUCCACGAGGGACCCUUCGAGCAGGUGAGCUCAUGGUGCCGGCCACUGUGACCCGAUAUAUAGAUGCCAAUCCGGUAGAUAUUCAACUCGAUAUUCCUAUGCUUGGCCAGUUCAGGAUCUACUUCUUCGUACCUGACAUUCAUCUUGCAUCAGGCUUCCUACAUGCAGUCUCUAGCCAUGUCAUGUCCACGGAUUCAAUCUUAGGUCGUGCUACCAUAGCAGCUGCAAAGUCUUACGCUGUGAUGAAUUUGCCGACUGUUGAAGCCGACAUUUUCAUGCAACCAAGUCGAUAUACCGGUGCGUCUCGACUUUUCACUUUUGCAACUGUGACCACUAUGGCCAAAUCAGAAGUUGAGAUAUCAGACUUGUCGCCAUUGUUGCAGAAAAGCAGAUGGACAUUCUACUUGGACGACACUAAGACCUCCAGCUCCGGUAUGAGCUGCACAGAGAAAUGGCUAGGACCCAUGAGGGAUGACGAGGUUGCGAUUUUGAACAUCAGGCCUGAUGGUUACGUUGGUAGUCUCAAGCGCUUUAACCCUCAAACUGACAGUUCUAUGGCUUGCGAGUGGUUAAAUACUUAUUAUGGUGGUUUUUUGAAUUAA
Exophiala aquamarina CBS 119918 is the source of this 2103-nucleotide messenger RNA. RefSeq lists its product as uncharacterized. The record is from RefSeq and is a predicted model, not a curated record. The transcript is spliced from 5 exons. Gene Ontology annotation, molecular function: FAD binding. NCBI's taxonomy places the organism in Eukaryota, Fungi, Ascomycota, Eurotiomycetes, Chaetothyriales, Herpotrichiellaceae. Bases 1 to 2103 code for a protein of 700 amino acids.